This is a messenger RNA of Varanus komodoensis (Komodo dragon), 3303 nucleotides long. RefSeq names its product pre-mRNA processing factor 40 homolog B (gene PRPF40B). Gene Ontology annotation, cellular component: U1 snRNP; U2-type prespliceosome. The transcript has 27 exons. Bases 50 to 2692 code for a protein of 880 amino acids. Lineage: Eukaryota; Metazoa; Chordata; Lepidosauria; Squamata; Varanidae. Gene Ontology annotation, biological process: mRNA cis splicing, via spliceosome. The record is from RefSeq and is a predicted model, not a curated record. Gene Ontology annotation, molecular function: protein binding; RNA binding.
GGUGGGCUGAGCCGCCCGCCUGCACGCCCAGCUGAUCCGAGGCUCGGCCAUGUCAGCUCCAGAUUCAGGCAGUGUCCCUCCCCCUGGGCAGCCGGCCCCAUUUCCCCCUGCCCCACCGCCGCCACCAAUUCUGCCGCCUCCCUUUAUGCCUCCUCCAGGAAUACCACCCCCAUUCCCCCCAAUGGGAUUGCCCCCAAUGGGACCACGGCCACCCCCUAUGCCACCCAUGCCCCCUGGCAUGAUGCCGCCUCCCCCACUGAUCCCACCCAUGCCUGGACCACCACCCCUGGGACAGAUGCCCGCAAUGGUGCCACCAAUGCUGCCUGGAAUGAUGAUGCCCGGGGUGCCAGCCGGGCCGGUUCCCGUCUCUGGAGGGGCAGCCCCUGCGACAGACCCAUCCAGUGCCCCCGUGACCCAGGCAGCACCUGUGAUCCCAAAUCCAUUAACUGCUGCCAUGCAACAGAACGUGAUUGUCGGCAGCUCGGCAGUUCUGGACACAGGCCGGAAGAAGCCUGCUUGGAGUGAACACAGGGCCCCAGAUGGGCGAGUUUAUUACUAUAAUUCUGAAACCAAACAAUCAAGCUGGGAAAAGCCCGAUGAUCUUAAGUCCAAGGCAGAGCUCUUGUUGUCACGCUGCCCCUGGCGUGAGUACCGCUCCGAGACUGGGAAGCCCUAUUACUACAACACACAGAGCAAGGAGUCACGCUGGACCCGGCCCCGGGAGCUCGACGACAUUGAAGCAUUGAUCAAGGAAGAAGAAGAGGAUGCAGAGAGACAACAGCAGCCUCAGCCGCCGGAAGCCUCGUUGUCUGGCCCGGCCAGCCCCAGCCCAUCAUCUGCAGCCACCUCGGACACAGAAGGCACUGGUGGUGUUGAAGGACGGGAGACGCCUGGCACGGAGGGGGCCCCCACUGCAGCGGAGGAGGAGGUCACAAGCAGUUGUGAUCCCGCCCGGAGAGAUGAAGAUGAUCGUGCUACUGGCAAUGCCUGGAGCAACAAGGAAGAAGCCAAGCAAGCUUUUAAGGAGCUGCUCAAAGACAAGGGAGUCGUGGCAAGCGCCUCAUGGGAGCAGGCCAUGAAGCUCAUUAGCAGUGAUCCACGCUUCAGUGCCUUGCCCAAGCUAAGCGAGAAGAAGCAGGCCUUCAAUGCCUACAAGGCCCAGCGGGACAAAGAGGAGAAGGAGGAGGCCCGGCUUCGGGCCAAGGAGGCCAAGGAGGAGCUACAGCGCUUCCUGGAGCAGCACAGCAAGAUGAGCUCCACCACCCGCUACAGGAAAGCUGAGCAGAUGUUUGGGGAACUGGAAGUGUGGGCCAUGGUGCCAGAGCGCGAUCGCAAGGAGAUCUACGAUGAUGUUCUCUUUUUCCUGGCCAAGAAGGAGAAGGAGCACGCCAAGCAGCUGCGCAAGAGGAACAUACAGGCGCUGAAGAGCAUCCUGGACAACAUGAGCUGUGUCAGCUUCCAGACCACCUGGUCCGAGGCCCAACAGUACCUGAUGGACAACCCCAGCUUUGCAGAAGAUGAGGACCUGCAAAACAUGGACAAGGAGGAUGCCCUCAUCUGCUUUGAGGAACACAUCCGGACGCUGGAAAGAGAGGAGGAGGAGGAGCGCGAGCGAGGGCGUCUGCGAGAGAGGCGCCAGCAGCGCAAGAACAGGGAGGCCUUCCAGGCCUUCUUGGACGAGCUUCAUGAAUGCGGGCGCCUGCACUCCAUGUCCACUUGGAUGGAGCUGUACCCCUCCCUCAGCACUGACAGACGCUUUGCCAACAUGUUGGGCCAGCCUGGCUCCACCCCGCUGGACCUUUUCAAGUUCUAUGUGGAGGAUCUGAAGGCCCGCUUCCAUGACGAAAAGAAGAUCAUCAAGGACAUUCUGAAGGACCGGAGCUUCAGCGUGGAAGUCAACACAACCUUUGAAGACUUUGCCCACGUCAUCAGCUUCGACAAGCGUGCUGCCACACUGGAUGCUGGCAACAUUAAGCUGACUUUCAACAGCCUGCUGGAGAAGGCCGAGGCACGGGAGCGUGAACGGGAGAAGGAAGAAACACGCAAGAUGCGGCGCAAGGAGGCCGCGUUCAAGAGCAUGCUGCGGCAGGCAGCUCCCCCACUGGAGCCGAGCACCGCCUGGGAUGAGGUCCGAGAGCGCUUCGUCAAUCACAUCGCCUUUGAGCAGAUCACGCUGGAGUCAGAGCGGAUCCGCCUCUUCCGCGAGUUCCUGCAGCUGCUGGAAACGGAGUGCCAGCAUUUCCAUGCCAAGGCCAAGAAGCACGCCAAGAAGCCCAAGAAGCACCAUCGCAAGCGCUCGGCUUCGGGCUCAGAGUCAGGCUCAGACCAUCCCCACCGCACAGCCAAGCGCAAGAAACGAAACCAUUCGGAAUCAGCUGGCUCGGGGGCAUCUUCCUCUCCGGAUUCAGAGCACAGCACCAGGCGUUCCAAGAGGCAGAAGAAGAAAAGCAAGAAAAAAAGACACAAGUCGAACAGCCCUGAAAGCGAAGCUGAGCACAAGAAGGAGCCAAGCCAACCCGACGAGUGGGAGCGAGAGAAGGCCCCUCCGCGGCCUGAGGGAAGAGGCCACUCCCCUCCCCGAGGCACCAGGAGGGAGCGGAGUGGCUGGGACACCUCAGAGAGCGAGGAGCUCAGCGAAGGGGAGCUGGAGCGCCGGCGCCGGACUCUGCUGCAGCAGCUAGGUGACCAGUAGCAAGCAUUGCAGCCCCUCUGGAGGGGCCCCAUCAUGGCAAGGCCCAGCUGGCCCUUGCUCCUGCGUAGUAGGCUCUGCUUUUCUUUGGCCUCCCUCGCGUCCUGGCCGAGCGCGCGCACGGCUCUGCCUGGAACUGGCGCGAUCAGACUACACCCCGCCGGGAAAGCUCACGUGGAUCUGCAUCGGGAGCUGGUCCUGACCAUUGGCGGGGACGAGCGCCAUCAACUCCCCCUGUCCUUGUGGAGCACUGGGGCAAGGAGCAGGAUUUGGAAAUCCCACCUGGGCCUGGACAGCAUCCUCAAAAUUCAGAUCAAGCUCUGGGAUCUAGCCAGAAGGGGGCUCGGAGGGGAGGCGAGAGUAAGCGCUGAAGCAGUUGGCAUUUCUUCUCUGCAUUCUCCAACAUGGAGCCUUGAAGCAGAAUGGCCCACUCCACCUCAUGACAGCAGGAUCAGUGUGGUUUGGAUACGAGGUUGGGCUGUGUGGUCCUCUCUCUUCUUGAAGGUUUGUCCCCUUGACUGGAUCCUCCGUCCUGGCUGCAGUAUCCCUUGUGUGUUGAGGUUUUGAUGGGAUUUUUAAAAUAAUAUUUAUAAUAAACCUGGACUGGAGUAUCA